Messenger RNA from Cynocephalus volans (Philippine flying lemur), 4893 nucleotides. It is a transcript of the gene SSPN, whose product is annotated as sarcospan. The coding region runs from base 132 to 863 and encodes 243 amino acids. The transcript is spliced from 3 exons. The record is from RefSeq and is a predicted model, not a curated record. Lineage: Eukaryota; Metazoa; Chordata; Mammalia; Dermoptera; Cynocephalidae. Gene Ontology annotation, cellular component: dystrophin-associated glycoprotein complex; sarcolemma.
UUUCCAUAUUUGUUCAGCCUCCGUAAUUCGAAUAGCAGGGCAGGCUCGGCCCGCCCCGCGCCGCGCUCCAGGGCCCCGGGCGCCGCCCGCGCACCCACCUGCCCACCCGCGCACCCACCCUCGCAGCCGCCAUGGGGAAGGACAAGAAGCCCCGUGGGCCGCAAAGGCAGGGGGGGCCGCCGGCCGCCGACGCCGCCGGGCCCGACGACAUGGGGCCGAAGAAGGGCAAGGGGGCCCCCAAGGAGCGCGGGGAGGAGGAGGCCCGGACGUGCUGCGGCUGCCGGUUCCCGCUGCUGCUCGCCCUGCUGCAGCUGGCCCUGGGCAUCGCCGUGACCGUGGUGGGCUUCCUCAUGGCGAGCAUCAGCUCCUCCCUGCUAGUCAGAGACACUCCAUUUUGGGCUGGGAUCAUUGUCUGCUUAGUGGCCUAUCUUGGCUUGUUUAUGCUUUGUGUCUCGUAUCAAGUUGACGAACGAACAUGUAUCCAGUUUUCUAUGAAACUGCUGUACUUCUUGCUGAGUGCGCUUGGCCUGACGGUGUGUGUGCUGGCCACGGCCUUUGCUGCCCACCACUAUUUGCUGCUCACACAGCUUACCUGUGAGACCGCACUCCACUCCUGCCGGUGCCAACUGCCCUCCUCGGAGCCACUCAGCAGGACCUUUGUUUACCAGGAUGUGACUGACUGUGCCAGCGUCACUGGCACUUUCAAACUGUUCUUACUCAUCCAGAUGAUUCUUAACUUGGUCUGCGGCCUUGUGUGCUUGUUGGCCUGCUUUGUGAUGUGGAAACACAGGUACCAGGUCUUUUAUGUGGGUGUGAGGAUGCGCUCCCCAACAGCUUCCAAAGGCCAGCAGCAAAAGGCCUAACAUUCUUGCUCAGAGUUGGGAGAGAAAACAGCACACUGACUAGCUGAGGUUAAAAAAACCCUUUUUUUAAAAGAAAGAAAUGAAAGAAAUCUCUUUUGAUAAUACAUAAUAUUUGCUGUUCUAAAUGAAUAUUUUUAUAUUUUUCAAACAACAAAAGAGAAUUUCUUCGGGUUUCUAUUAUAUUUUUUAACAAUCUUGUGAGGAAAACAAGAUCCAAAUUGAUUUGGGGGAUAUGAAAAGUUAAAAGAACACUGAGCAGGGAAAGAGUGGCAUGGAUCUAUCUUUACAGGCUGGAAUUUAUUCCUAAUACUCGUUUUAUCCAUUACUUAUAUAAUCUUCUUUUAUGUUAGCAUAUUUUGAUGGUGUGAGUUGGUGUUUCAGGCCCACUUGCUAAACUUUGUAGGAUCUUCCUUGGGUCCUCACCACCUGCCACCAUUAUCAUGUGUGUUGGAGAAAUGCAGGGGGUAGGAGAAGAGUUGAACGCCAGGCUGAAUCUCUUUGUGUUCCCUGGUGGGGAUGUCUGCAAGGCAGAACUAGCCUAAAGAGCAGAGCAGAAAAGGAAGAGACUUGGCAAAAGGCUAAACAAUGAUAAACACCUGGGCUGGGGCGGCACCUCUUCCACUCUCUUAGUUCAGCUCUGGAAGUAAAUCACUUGCUAAAUACUUUGAAUGACUGUCUGCUUCUCAGUAAUUGAAAGGUGGUGGUAGUUGUAUUCUUAACAAUGUGGAAGGUUUAAAAAUAAUUACAUUAUGCUUCUAUUCUAUCACCUAAAACAAAUCAUUAAAACUAAUGUCUAACUAAUUGUUAAUUAUAAUUAUGCACAGACGUCUAUUUAAUGAGCUCUGGCUGUACUUAGGCAGCACUGUCGGUGUUAAGAGAAAUUAUUCUCACAAGAGAAGAGGCCUAAGGAUUCUUUCUUCUGGAAGCCAUACAAUUACAAGGGAAAAAAGUUUUUUUUUUAAAUUACUAGCUCAGGUUAAAAACACAUAUGUAAGCAAAAGCAAGAGCAUCUGUAAUACGAAAUGUUUACACAAAUAGCACAUUUGUGAUCUGUUGAAAAGUAUGUCUCUUGGCAACUAAGUACGCCUGAGGAAGACUGGGUAAUGCCUAAUGCUGAUCUGUUCUGUUCACGCAGCUAUAGUUGAUAUGUAAUCCUAUUAUUGAUUUGUAAGCACAGUCAACCUAGAGACUCAAAAUACUGUUUUGAAGUCCUUAUUUGAGCAAUGUGUUCAUGGACUUGGAGGGUAGUUUUGUUUUGUGACUAUGGGUACGACUUGAAGCACAAGUUCCCUAUGGUGGGAGACUUCUCUCUCCUAUUAUUGUUACUAUUAAAUUCUUAACAAUGUCAAUGUUUUAAGAAAGGAGCUCAAGAUGGAAAUUCAUGCAGCAUAAAUGUUAUCAUGAAACUUCUCUAUUAGUAUGUAAUGUCAAAAGCAGAAAUUCAAGGUAAUAAUUGAGCCCAAUUUACCUCUCCAAAUUGCCUACUGAUAUCCUUUACUAAUCAUGAAAUUCUACCUGAAAAGAAAAACAUUUUCUUGUUUACCUUAGAAGAUAGAUGAAUAAUUCCAUUGACUGUGUUAAUGAUGCCCAUUUCUACACAAUGUAAAUAUCCAAAUAAAAAGGGAAAUGUUAAGUCAGGAAGCUGGAGUAUUGUAAAUACCUUUAGGUCUUCCAGAUAAAACUCCUGACUAAGAUGUUAAAACCAUUUUAUGUUUCAACUUGCUUUAAAAAUAGCCUCCCUACACAUUAACUCAGGCUAAGAAGGUACAUUGAAGAGUUUAGUGGGUAAGACUCUGGAGCUGGACUGAUCACAUACAAACAUUACAUUGACAGAAUACCAAGCAUCCUGAUGGUGACCUGAAAAAUACUUUGUGUCUUGCUAAAAAAUUCCCAAUAACUGAAUCCAUUUUGAUUUUUGACAGAGUUUCCUACAUAAAGUAGAGAAUGAGAAUCUGGAAUGUUGUAGGCUGCCUUUGAAGAGUAAGAAAGUAGUAGUGCUCUAAUGCUAGUUACCAUGAAUCAGGCACCGCUGGAAGUACACCCUGAACAUGCUUAAUAACUUUGUACAGAGAACACUACAGGUUUGUAUAUUACAAAAUGAAGAUUCUUCACAUCAUUAAGGUGCUCUAUGCUUUACAAGUGAUUCACAGAGCAUUUCAGAUGGUAGAGUAACUUUAGCUUAUGUACUUCCUUUUUCUAAAUAAUGCAACCUAUAAGAAUUCACAGAUUAAUAAGCUUUAUAAUGGUAGAAUAGCCAGGAGAUAUAUGUAUAUUUAUGUGGAUAUAUAUAUAUCCAUAUAAAAUCCAUAUAUCCAUAUAUGUAUAUGGAUUUGCUAUUGUCUGAUCAAAUCAUUAAAUCCCCAAAGAAAAAAAUUGUAAGUGAAUAGAAGGAACAAAAACAAAAAAGAAAGAGAGAUUCCUCUGCUGUGAGCUCACUGUAUAUUGAUACAUGUAAGAAUUCUGUUGCAUGAAUAACAAACUGCUUUGGGCUGGAUUUGAAGUAUUUUGAUGUUGUGUUUUGCAAAUAUUGAAGUUACAAUAAUGGCAACAGAAAAGGAACAGAUACUCAGCUUUACACUUAGCAAAAUGUUACAUUUAAAAUCUGACAGGGAGCCAAGAUGGUGACUGUCUCUCCUAAACUAUAAAACAGUAAGAUUUGCGCAAUCCUCCUCCUCUUCCACCUCCUUCAGGAAAAUUAAAUGAAUCAAGACUUUGGAAGGAGGGAGAACAGCCGGGACUUGGCACUACUUGAAAUAGGAGGAAUACAGCAGCCUGAAUGUACAGACUCUGUAACCGGGCCCACUCGAUCGGCCUGUGCCUUCACGUGACCGCCAUCUGUGCCUCCCUCGCUCCAUCCAAAUCUGUGUAGGCAGCUUCUUGGAACCACGCCUAAAAAUAUAGCUACACAGGGCCCUAGAUACUGUAGGCAAGUAACAGGCCUAACUUUUUUUCCUCUUUGGAUCGAAAGUGUAUAUGCUCUCUUUGGAGGAGUCUGCAGCUGCACACAUCAUGUGCUGUUCUGAGAGCAAGAACCCCUUAUGUCUGUGUUUUCUAUUCAUGUCUAGGAUACCAGAAUCUUUUAAUAUUCUUGUAGUUCCCUUUUGUGUGCAGUAUAUCUGGAGUAUGUUCAUAAAAUUUCAGUAAAGGGUGGGAUGGAGAUUAUCCAAGGGAGAUUCUGAGGGACAACGAUGGAGUGGUUAAAGAUAAUGAGAAACUAGCUUAAAAGCUGCCCUGCAAAACCUAUUAUUUUCCAUCGUGAAGAAUACCUUUAUAUUUUCUAGUGACUGUCCCUGAACUUUUGCAAUGUAGCCACAAAUUUCUGUAAGUCAUGCUGGCUAUCAGUUUUCACUAUACGCAAAGAACUCUACUAUGUUUUUAGAUGUACAUUGUAUAUUCAGGAUAGCAUUAAAAAGAACUGAUAGCUUACCCAUAUUGACUUGCAGUGGAAAAAUUCAUUUGGAUGAAGACUUAGUGGUUUAGCCUUUGAAAUAAAUACCUUUAUUCAUUUCUUCUGAUUUUCUAGUACUUUAUUAUCUCAAAUGAUUAUUAUCCCCUUCAAAAAUAUUCAUCUGUACUUUAGUGUUGUGGUUUCAUUCUUCUGGCAUCAAUCAAAUAGCAAAUAGGAAGUAAGUUUUUCUACAUGGUUGAGAUGGUGGUUUUUAAAGGGGAUGUGUAGAAUGCAGAUUUUCUUUAUUAAUAAAAUUUUCACUAUCCCUGAAAACACCGUGUCUGGAUGUGCUUUAAAGUGGCUGUAUGUUACACUUGAAUUGGUACACAUAAAAUCUCUUAGGUUAGCAUUAACUUCAAAAAUUUGGUUUUGGAAUAGAUAAGAACUCAUAUUCAUUUUGACUCCUUUGUUUCAGUGACUGUCUCUGUUUUGGAACUCUGCUUCCAUGGUGGAAGUCAAGAUUGUAAUUGCUCCUUAGGCAAAGAGAGUCUGAGCUGGAAAAAAUCUUGUGAAAGGUACCUGGAAUGCUGAUUCUUAAUUAUAUUUAUUAAUGUCAAAUAAAGCUUGGCCUAGAGAAUGGGA